AUCUCACUCUUUCUUUCACCUCUUCUCACUUCCAUAUCCCACGCUCUCCUUUUCUUUUUUCUUGCAACGGUAAGCCCUCUCAUCCCGCGAAUCCUUUUUGUUUCCUCACACAUAUACACUUUCUACCCUUUGCUUCCCCUACAUCCCUCGAUAGAAGGCUGACGAUGGUUUAUUGUAAUUUGCGUUUGAUCUGGGCCAUGUUGCCGUGGGACCUCGCCGGGUCCUACUCUAGCGGCCUUGUGCUUUAUGAAACCCCUACUUUGCUGAAGCCAUUCAUUCUAUCACUCUUCUUUUUGUUUGUCUUCUCCAUCUCAGUCCGUUGUUUCUCAGUCCUUAGUCUUAUUUCUUUUUUCUUGAUCUAUCGUGCCAUUCUCGACGCGUGGAUGUAAAAAGAAAAAAAAAAAAGAAAGACUGGGGUGGGUAAUAAUAGAGACGCGAGUGAGAUCUGCUUGCUUGUCCCGCACGCGAUUUUCGACUUUUGGAUUGUGUGAACCACAGGAUAGCUCAGGUG
Molecule: messenger RNA, 511 nt
Organism: Gamsiella multidivaricata
Lineage: Eukaryota; Fungi; Mortierellomycota; Mortierellomycetes; Mortierellales; Mortierellaceae
Exons: 2
Coding region: 165-389 (74 amino acids)
Source: RefSeq, a predicted model, not a curated record